This is a messenger RNA of Olea europaea var. sylvestris, 1806 nucleotides long. RefSeq lists its product as uncharacterized. The record is from RefSeq and is a predicted model, not a curated record. NCBI's taxonomy places the organism in Eukaryota, Viridiplantae, Streptophyta, Magnoliopsida, Lamiales, Oleaceae. The coding region runs from base 1 to 1806 and encodes 601 amino acids. The transcript has 2 exons.
AUGUUCCUGACACCUAUAGCAGCUCUCAUGCGCUCCAGUAUUGUGUAUCCAGAUUUUGGGGUGAAUAACUUUCAGAUCAGGCCAGAUUGGAUUAACUUGAUGAACAACUCCCUGCAAUUCUACGGGCUACCUCAAGAGAAUCCAAACACGCAUAUCUCCAGAUUUCUCAGAAAUUGUCAGGACUUCCAUGCUCCGGGGGUCAAUGAAGAUGCAAUUAAAUUACGACUAUUUCCAUUUACAUUGAGAGAUGCUGCAUUGGAGUGGUUAGAUGCGGAGCCUCAUGCUAGUAUUACUACUUGGGAAGAACUGAUCAGGAAAUUCUGCAACAAAUUCUUCCCACCAGCCAGAGUAGCUAAAAUCAGAUUGGAAAUUCAAACUUUUCAACAGAAAGAUGGAGAAAGCUAUCACGAGGCAUGGAAUAGAUUUAAUGAGCUGAUGAGAAAAUGUCCAAACCAUGGAAUCACUCAAGGAAAUCAAGUGCAGUACUUCUACACUGGACUCACACCACUGUCAAAAUCCCAAGUCGAUGCCUCAGCUGGAGGAUCAAUUAUAGGAAAAUCUGUGCAGCAAACCAUGGAAUUGUUUGAGUUGAUUGCCACUACACAUUCAAUGUUCUCGUCGGAAAGAGUGGCGCCACCGAAGACAGGAGGAAUGUAUGAAUUAGACAGCACAACAUCUACCAAUGCACAGAUAGCAGCUUUAACAAAACAGGUAGAGUUACUUGUAAAAUUGCAAACACAUGGAGCAAAUGCAAUGAUGGCCAGUUCAGUAUGUGAGAAUUGUGGGAGAAGUCACCCUACAGAGAGAUGCAUGAUGCUCACGUCUUCAGAGGAACAAGUAAACUUUAUUCAAAAUAGCUCCUGUAAUUUCAACUCAUAUGGUAACAAUUUCCAGCAAGAGAGAAGACCAAGUUUGGGGGAGAUGUUUCAACAAUAUGUGCAGAAGACAGACAAGAUAGCACAACAACUUGCAGAACGUCCACAAGGCACAUUGCCAAGCAAUACAAUGAUAAAUCCUAAGGAACAGUUGAUGGCAAUUGAAAUAGUGGAGAACGAUCCACCCAGGGCAUCCGUAAAAGUUAAAGCAUAUGUACCUCCACUUCCGUUUUCCCAAAGACUUCGAAAGAAGUCGAUGGGGCAAAAUAUUCAUGUCAUAAAUACAAAGAGCGAGGUACAAUCACCAGAGACCACUACAGAGAGACCCGAAAGAAAAGAUGACCAAGAAGUGAUUGAUGAAGCUACAAUGGUAGAAAAAUCUGCAACAAAUGCAACUGAAAAUAGAGAAGGUACAGAAACAUCAGUUGCCAAAGCACCAAGUCUAGACAAAGCUUACAUGCCUCCCAUUCCCUUUCCUCAAAAGCUUAAGAAGAACAAACAAGACACAAACUAUGAAAAAUUUCUCGAUGUUCUCAAGAAGCUCCAGAUCAAUGUUCCAUUCAUAGAUGCAAUACUACAAAUUUCAAGCUAUAAGAAAUUUUUGAGAGAGAUGUUGACAAAGAAAAGAAAGCUUUCGAAGUUUGAAACUGUGGCAUUAACUGACGAAAGUAGUGCAAGAGUCCAGAGAAAAUUGCCUCCUAAAUUGAAGGAUCCAGGGAGUUUUACUUUACCAGUUUCAAUUGGAAAUUCCUAUUCAACUAAUGCAUUGUGUGACACUGGUGCUAGUAUCAAUCUAAUGUCGUAUUCUACUUACAGGAAAUUGGGACUAGGUGAAGUCAACUCAACAUCAAUAACGCUACAACUCGCUGAUAGAACAAUCACAAGGCCACGUGGCAAAGUUGAGGAUGUACUCGUCAAAGUAGGAAAUUGA